UUCGAGAUAAUUUUGUGGUCGGUCGAAAUAGCCCCUUUACCGAAUGCACGUGUGUGUCGAAUAAAGGGCAUUUCCUCGUAAAUUCACACUCUGGGUACUUUAGGCUUCGCCAUCGACAAUCAUUCAUUCAUUCGCUCAAGUAAAACGGUGUCGUUGUGCCAGUAAUCCUCAUUGCAAGAUUUAGCCCCAAAUCGCGUGGGGUUAGGGUUUACUGGGCAUCAAUGUCUUCGAAAUCAACAGAGGAGAAUGGCAUAUCAGGGUUAUGCAUAAACGAUGCGUUAACGGACGAUGAACUUCGUUCAAUUCUAGCGAAAGUGGAGAGCGACAAAGACAAGGAAACGUUCGGUUUGGUAUGCAAACAAUGGCUUCGAUUGCAGAGUACAGAAAGGAAGAAGCUCGCCGCACGUGCCGGUCCUCACAUGCUCCGUAAAAUGGCUGAUAGGUUCACACGCUUGGUUGAAUUGGACCUUGCACAGUCCAUUUCUCGUUCCUUCUUUCCCGGUGUCACUGAUUCCGAUCUUGGUGUCGUUGCCACUGGUUUUAGAUGCUUGAGGAUUCUCAAUUUGCAGAACUGUAAAGGAAUUACAGAUGUUGGAAUGAAAGCUAUUGGUGAUGGUCUUUCCUUAUUACAGUCCUUGGAUGUAACCUACUGCAGAAAGCUGACCGAUAAAGGAUUGUCUGCUGUUGCCAAAGGCUGUCGUGAGUUGCGGAUAUUGCAUCUUGCUGGAUGCAGAUUUGUUACAGAUAGUAUACUCAAAGCUCUGUCCGAAAAUUGUCGUAAUUUAGAAGAAUUGGGAUUGCAAGGAUGCACAAGUAUCACUGACAAUGGACUGAUAAACCUUGCAAGUGGUUGCCAACGGAUCAAGUUUUUAGACAUCAAUAAAUGCAGUAACGUCAGUGAUGUUGGGGUUUCUAGUAUUUGUAAGGCUUGUUCUUCUUCACUCAAGACAUUGAAAUUAUUAGAUUGCUACAAAAUUGGGGAUGAAACCAUAUUAUCGUUGGCCAAAUUCUGUGAUAAUCUGGAGACUUUGAACAUUGGUGGUUGCCGAGAUGUCUCCAAUGACGCAAUAAAGUUGCUUGCUACUGCAUGUAGAAACAACCUUAAAAACUUGAGGAUGGAUUGGUGUCUUAACAUUGCUGACUCUUCAUUGAGCUGUAUUUUAAGUCAAUGCAGAAACCUUGUGGCACUGGACAUUGGUUGCUGUGAAGAGGUGACAGAUACUGCUUUUCAUCUUAUAAGCGGUGAGGAGCCUGGUUUGAGACUAAAUUUUCUGAAAGUUAGUAAUUGUCCAAAGAUUACAGUGGUUGGUAUAGGCAUUCUUGUGGGUAAAUGCAGUUACCUGGAAUACUUGGAUGUAAGAUCUUGCCCACACAUUACAAAGGCUGGCCUUGAUGAGGCUGGUUUCCAUUUUCCUGAUUUCUGUAAGAUUAAUUUUGAUGGUAGCAUCAAUGAGCCUGCCGUGCUUCUUUGAUACUGUAAUUAUUUUUGAAGAUUGGUUCGAUCGAAAGAUAUUUCGAUCUGCCUAUGUGAACUUUCUUGAUAAGGUGUGCCUUUAGACAUUUGAGGAGAAUUUGUAAGCUCUGGUGAUCUUAGUUUUCAUGUGCGCCAUGUAUCGUGUAUAUCACUGCACUGAUUAACUGGGGUUUGUUGUAUUGUAUUAUAGUUUGUUGAUCCGGUCGGUUGUAAAUUUUGUAAGCACAUUUGUGUUGGGAUUUUGUGCAACUGUGACUUCACAGAUUUGUAUUUGAUACUUGAUCUGGUAAUAUCAUUUGUAUGUAUGACAAUUAGCUAUUACCUACAAAA
Cicer arietinum (chickpea) is the source of this 1804-nucleotide messenger RNA. RefSeq lists its product as uncharacterized. Lineage: Eukaryota; Viridiplantae; Streptophyta; Magnoliopsida; Fabales; Fabaceae. The record is from RefSeq and is a predicted model, not a curated record. Gene Ontology annotation, molecular function: protein binding. Gene Ontology annotation, cellular component: SCF ubiquitin ligase complex. Gene Ontology annotation, biological process: SCF-dependent proteasomal ubiquitin-dependent protein catabolic process.